Messenger RNA from Geosmithia morbida, 495 nucleotides. RefSeq names its product 4a-hydroxytetrahydrobiopterin dehydratase. The transcript is spliced from 2 exons. Gene Ontology annotation, molecular function: 4-alpha-hydroxytetrahydrobiopterin dehydratase activity. Gene Ontology annotation, biological process: tetrahydrobiopterin biosynthetic process. The record is from RefSeq and is a predicted model, not a curated record. NCBI's taxonomy places the organism in Eukaryota, Fungi, Ascomycota, Sordariomycetes, Hypocreales, Bionectriaceae. Bases 1 to 495 code for a protein of 164 amino acids.
AUGCUUCGCCUCUUCAAGUCGUCACAACUGCACUCCGUGCCAAGUCUAUCCCCAACCUCAGCAGCAGCAGCAGCAGCAGCAGCAGCGACGGCAACAUCUCGUAUCGCCAUCACGCCCCUUGCGCGCGCCAUGUCCUCGUCCACCCAGAAGCCUCGCUUCUCCGAGGGGACGGAAGAGGCAUCUGCCUCUUCGUCCCUGGACAGUCUCCUAAGUGGACACUGGACACUCACGAAUGAGGGCGAAGCUCUGGAGCGUAGUUUUAAAUUCAAGACGUUUGCCAAGACAUGGGUCUACAAUACAGCCUUUAUUCGAUGGACUACGCAUCACCCCAAGGGCCUGUCGACCAAGGACCUGGAGUUGGCUGCCGCGUGUGAUUCUAUCGCCAGGGACUUUGGAGAGCUGGAGCCCGAGCCUGUAAGCUGCGAGGUGCGCUCUGUGGCCGAUAGGGCUACCACUUCAGCCGGGGAUUGCUGCAUUCCCAAGAAGAGCGGCUGA